UUUACAGAAGAAAAAUAGAUUCUGGAAAAAAAAGUAAAAGUGGAACGUUCUCGUUUUAUAAAAGAGAUCUUUCUCUGAGCUUUUCCCCUUUUGUGUUUGUGUGCCUAUAAAAUCACAAGUCACAGACAUCUCGCUUUCUCUCACUGACUCUUCCUCGCAUCUUUCUCCGAUCACAUUGCCGAUAACUAGAUCUAUUAUCGGAGCCGCCGCAGCUUAGUGCCUUACCAAGAGAGAGAGAAUGGGUCGUGGAGUUAGUGCAGGUGGAGGGCAGAGUUCUUUGGGUUAUCUUUUUGGGAGCGGAGAGGCUCCAAAGCCAGCCGUUAACAAUGCUCCAGCUGAAACUCAGCCUGCUCCUACUCCUCCUCCUCCUUCUCCAGCACAGCCUAAAACCGAAGCUCCAAAACCUGUUGAUGUCACCAAACAAGGUCCUGCUGGUCUCAAUAGCAACUCUGCAAACAAUUACAUGCGCGCAGAUGGACAGAACACAGGCAACUUCCUCACGGACCGGCCAUCGACCAAGGUUCACUCAGCUCCAGGAGGUGGCUCGUCUCUGGAUUACCUCUUUGGUGGUGGACCUGGUGGUAGCAACUAGCAACUGAGGCCAAGCUGGGUCACUACUCUAUCUUUCUUAAUCCUUUUGUCAUUCUUAUGGAACCUCUUUGUUCCCUGUCCCCAAAAAAAAGAAAGAAAACAAAAAAACUCUGUAUGAUGUCUAAAUUUUAGUAUACAUAUGAGCUUCUUUGUGAUAAAAAAACAUAUGAGCUUCAUAUGUUGUAUCUUUGUAUUUCAAUCAAAACAUUUGUGAUAAGUGAAUGGUAUACCGCUUUUUUCA
This is a messenger RNA of Eutrema salsugineum, 832 nucleotides long. Its product is annotated as protein SPIRAL1-like 2. Gene Ontology annotation, cellular component: cortical microtubule, transverse to long axis. The record is from RefSeq and is a predicted model, not a curated record. Bases 239 to 592 code for a protein of 117 amino acids. Gene Ontology annotation, biological process: cortical microtubule organization. The transcript is spliced from 3 exons. NCBI's taxonomy places the organism in Eukaryota, Viridiplantae, Streptophyta, Magnoliopsida, Brassicales, Brassicaceae.